Salvelinus namaycush (lake trout) is the source of this 3735-nucleotide messenger RNA. It is a transcript of the gene sv2, whose product is annotated as synaptic vesicle glycoprotein 2. Gene Ontology annotation, molecular function: transmembrane transporter activity. The transcript is spliced from 12 exons. Gene Ontology annotation, biological process: transmembrane transport. The coding region runs from base 969 to 2456 and encodes 495 amino acids. NCBI's taxonomy places the organism in Eukaryota, Metazoa, Chordata, Actinopteri, Salmoniformes, Salmonidae. The record is from RefSeq and is a predicted model, not a curated record. Gene Ontology annotation, cellular component: membrane.
GUUUUUAUUUUUUUAUAAAUAUGCAUAAAAUCUAAAUUAUGGGCAAUUGUGUGUGUGUGUGUGUGUGUGUGUGUGUAUAAUGAUGAGGAAAACAAUUAAUUGUAUCCAUUUUAGAAUAAGGCUAAUGUAACAAUGUGUAAAAAUUUAAGGGUCUGAAUACUUUCCAAAAGCACUUUAUAUGGCCAAUAUACCAUGACUAAGGGCUGUAUCGCUUUGCGUCGUGCAUAAAAACAGCCCUUAGUUGUGGUAUAUUAGUUAUUAUAAACUGGAUGGUUUGAGCCAAUGCUGAUUGGCUGAAAGUCGUGGUAUAUCAGACCGUAUACCACGGGUAUGAUGAAGCAUUUAUUUUUACUGCUCUAAUUAUGUUGGUAACCAGUUUAUAAUAGCAAUAAGUCACCUUGGGGGUUUGUGAAAUAUGGCCAAUAUACCAAUGCUAAGUGCUGUGUCCUAGCACUCCGCGUUGCGUCAUGUAUAAGAACAGCUCUUAGCCGUGGUAUAUUGGCCAUAUACCACACCCCUGCUCUAAUUACGUUGGUUACCAGUUUAUAAUAGCAAUAAGGCACCUCUGGGGUUAUACCACAUCCCCUCGGGGCCUUAUUUCUUAAAGUGCAAACCGUAGCAAAUGUCCCUUAUUGAUCAAGUUCAGGGGUGUAUUCAUUAGUGCACACCAUCAUAAUGGAAAACUCUAAAGUUAGAGAAAUUCAGGUAGGUUCCUCCCCGUUUCCUUCUGUUUGGUUCUGUUUGGUUCAUAGUGAAUACACCCCAGGUAGGUUCCUUCCCGUUUCCUUCUGUUUGGUUCCUAGUGAAUACACCCCAGGUAGGUCCCUCCCCAUUUCCUUCUGUUUGGUUCCUAGUGAAUACACCCCAGGUAGGUCCCUCCCCGUUUCCUUCUGUUUGGUUCCUAGUGAAUACACCGCUGAUGCCUCAGUCUCAGACUUCCAGACAUCACACUGUAUUCUCAUUAGAAAAUGAACAGUAUUCCUGUAUUGUCUGGUCUCUGCGCCCCACCUUCAGGUUUUGGUUUGUUCCAUGGGCUCCUGUUGGUGGUGUGUGGAUGGGCCAAUGCCAGUGAUGCGGUGGAGAUCCUGUGUGUUUCCUUUCUGCUGCCCACUGCCCGCUGUGACCUCCAUCUCAGCACCUCAGACAUGGGGUUACUGACGGCCAACAUUUUCCUCGGAAUGAUGAUAGGUGGGUACAUGUGGGGUUACCUGGCUGACCAGAGGGGGCGCCAGAAGGUCUUGGUGAUGUCCCUGACAGUGAACGGAGUGUUUGGAGCGCUGGCCAGCUUUGCCCCCAGGUUCUGGCUCUUCCUUCUACUACGGUUCAUCAGUGGUGUAGGGGUGGGAGGUUCAAUCCCGGUCAUCUUCUCCUACUUUUCAGAGUUUCAGCCCCGGCUGAAGAGAGGGGCAAUGAUAAGUGCUCUGGCCACCUUCUGGAUGGCAGGGAAUAUUCUGGCAGCAGGCCUGGCGUGGUUGGUCAUUCCCCGGACCUGGGUCCGCUUUUCUCUGGGUGGGCUGGACUUCCAGAGCUGGAGGCUGUUUGUGGUGCUGUGCUCUGUCCCCAGCCUCACAUCGGCACUCAUCUUCAGUCUGGCCAUGCCUGAGAGCCCCCGGUUCCUCAUGGAGGCUGGCCGUGAGACAGAAGCCCUACGUGUCUUCUGCAGGAUGUUUGCAAUAAACCACAGAGGCAGUCUCAAGACCUUCUCAAUUUGUGGGCUGCAUAUCCCUUCUGAGAAGAAAGAGAGGGAGACUAGGAGAGGUGGAACACACACUCAGCGCUUUGUCAAACUCCUCAAACAGGUCUUGGCACCAAUAAGACAGCUGUUUGUUGGAGAGUUGGCCUCUAGAAGUGUAUGUCUGGUCGUUAUAUUCUACUGCAUCUCAUUUGGAUACUAUGGUCUGUGGAUGUGGUUCCCAGAGCUUUUCAAGAGAGCAGAGGAUGGAGGCUCACCUUGUGCCAAUGUGUCUCGCUUACAAAGCCAUGACAACCAAAGCUGCUACCCAGUCAAAACAGCAGUGUACAUGGAGGGCUUUGUCACUGCAGCCUCAAACCUACCAGGGAACAUCUUCACCGUUCUCCUAAUGGAUGUCAUUGGAGGAAAGGCCCUGCUUUGUUGCAGCCUAUUGUUGUCCAGUGUGAGUGUGUUCCUCAUCUACGAGGUGAAGACGAAAGCACAGAGUCUGCUCAUCUCCUGUGUUUUCAGUGGAGUGUCUGUGGUGGCCUGGAAUUCCUUGGACGUGUUGGGCACUGAGCUCUACCCCACCCAGCUACGGUCCUCCGCUCUGGGCUUCUUCACAGGAAUAGGCAGAGUGGCAGCCAUCAUGGGUAACAUAGUCUUUGGCCAGCUGGUGGACACCAACUGUGUGAUACCAGUUCUACUUGUGUCUGCUUUGCUGCUGACAGGGGGGAUCACUGCCUUGCGCCUUCCACGCACUAAACAGGCAGAGCUCACCUGAGGUCUCUGUGAAAAUGAAGUCCAGAAGACACUUUUUUCCCCCUGCUCGUAGUCCUCGCCAAGGGUUAUUCCCUGAACCUAGUCUACCUAGAGAUGCCUUUUUCCUAUCAUGACCAAAGAUAGACGUAGAAUAGAUUUUAUAAAACGGAUGUUGUGAAAUACUGGAUUGCACAAGUGCACUUUGAGAAACCGUGUACCUUAACACAUCAUUGACCAGAGCUAAUAAUACAGUGAUCUACAAAAGUAUGGGGACAGUGACACAUUUUUUGUUGUGUAUUAAAAGUAGUCAAAAGUUUAGUAUUUGUUCCCAUAUUCCUAGCAUGCAAUAAUUACAUCAAGCUUCUGAAUCUACAAAGUUGUUGGAUGCAUUUGCUGUUUUGGUGGUUUCAUUUCUAUUGGUCACAAAAUAAUCAAAGGUAAAUAAUGUAUUGUCAUUUUGGAUGAACUUUUAUUGUAAAUAAGAAUAGAAUAUGUUUCUAAACACUUCUACAUUAAUGUGAAUUAGUGUUGCAUGGUAUACCGGUACCACAGUAAUAUCACCGUACAAAAACAUCAUGAUACCAACAUUUAUAGAUUAUCGUUUCAUAUAACACUACCACAUUUUUCAGUCCUACCGAUCUAAGGCACUGGCGCCUGUUAUAAAAUGUGUAUAAAGUCAGUUUUGUUUAUAAAUUCUGUAAAAAAAAUAAAUACAUGCAACUAGUCUCUUGUCCAAUAAUGUCCACUUAACUUUCAUGCCAUAUCACGUGUAGCAGCUGUAAUCCGCCAGCCCAUCCCAUUCCAGCCAUCACUCACCUGUUUCUCUCCAUCUGCACAUCCAUUCCUUCAUCAGUUUUUAAAAUAUAAUUUAGCCGUGAUGGCAAGGGGGAUGCAUACCCUGAUCAGUCUUCUGUUGUUACAUUUGUACAUUUAAUACUUUGGAGCAGCGUGUGCAGAGCAAGCAAAAUUGAUACAUUGUAUAUAAUUUAAUCUCUGGGUUAACCAAGUGCACAGGCCAGUCGUAUAGGCUUUGCAAGUUUGCUGUCACACAGCAGUGCUAGAGGAAAAACAGCUUUGCGACAGUCAUACUUGCAGCUUUACAGCAUAGAAAACGGCUCCUCUCUAGAUCAAACGGUUAAAAAAAUUACUCAUUACCGGAGCUACUUUUUUUUCUUUUUCUACCUCCGAUUUUGCACGCAUUUGAUAUAUUGAACAAAAAUAUAAACACAACAUGCAACAAUUUCAAAGAUUUUACUGAGUUACAGUUCAUAAAAGGAAAUCAGUCAAUUGAAAAAUGAAUU